Doryrhamphus excisus (bluestripe pipefish) is the source of this 2808-nucleotide messenger RNA. RefSeq names its product ezrin a (gene ezra). Gene Ontology annotation, cellular component: cytoskeleton. Gene Ontology annotation, molecular function: actin binding. The record is from RefSeq and is a predicted model, not a curated record. Lineage: Eukaryota; Metazoa; Chordata; Actinopteri; Syngnathiformes; Syngnathidae.
CAGGCGCUACGUCACGGCCCGGUUCAAAGGGUGCACGCCCUGCCCUCCAUCCGCAGCCCGAGCUUGUCCUCCUUAUCAGGUGGACGCGCUGCAGGGAGUUGGCCACUCCAGCCUCAGUCCACCUGGGAAAACACCUUCCUUCUUCUUCCUGACAGCCGAGUACCAACAAGCUUUGCCGAGAUGCCCAAAACGGUCAAUGUUCGCGUCACCACCAUGGACGCAGAGCUGGAGUUUUCCUUCCAUCCCAACACCACAGGGAAGCAGCUCUUCGACCAGGUGGCCAGGACCAUCGGACUACGUGAGACUUGGUACUUUGGGCUCCAGUUUGUGGAUGGCAAAGGUUUCAUCACGUGGCUCAACUCCGACAAAAAGGUGAUGUCCCAGGACGUGAAGAAGGAGACCCCCCUGCAGUUCAAGCUGAGGGCCAAGUAUUACCCGGAGGACGUGUCGGAGGAGCUGAUCCAGGACGUCACGCGGAGGCUCUUCUACCUGCAGGUGAAGGAGGACAUUCUCGGGGAGGAGGUCUACUGUCCCCCCGAGUCGGCCGUCCUCCUGGCGUCCUACGCCAUCCAAGCCAAAUACGGCGAGUACAAGAAGUCGGUGCACCACCCGGGUUACAUGUCCUCGGAGCGUCUUCUGUCCCGCAGAGUCCUGGAGCAACACAGUCUGUCCAAGGAGCAGUGGGAGGACAAGAUCCAGGUCUGGCAUGAGGAGCAUGCAUCCAUGAUGAAGGACGAGGCCAUGAUCGAAUACCUGAAGAUCGCUCAGGACUUGGAGAUGUACGGCAUCAACUACUUUGAGAUCAAGAACAAGAAGGGCACAGACCUGUGGUUGGGCGUGGACGCUCUGGGCCUCAACAUCUACGAGAAGGAGGACAGGAUGACCCCAAAGAUCGGCUUCCCCUGGAGUGAAAUCAGGAACAUUUCCUUCAAUGAUAAGAAGUUCAUCAUCAAGCCGAUCGACAAGAAGGCUCCUGAUUUCAUCUUCUACGCGCCCCGCCUGCGAGUCAACAAGCGCAUCCUGCAGCUGUGCAUGGGCAACCACGAGCUGUACAUGCGACGCCGCAAGACCGACACCAUCGAGGUGCAGCAGAUGAAGGCCCAGGCCAAGGAGGAGAGGCUGCAGAAGAAGAUGGAGAGGGAUCAGCUGGAGGGAGAGAAGAAGAGGAGGGAGGCCAUUGAGAAGGAGAAGGACCAGAUGGAAAAGGAGAAGCAGGAUCUGAUGAUAAAACUCCAACAGUACGAGGAGACCACCAGGAGGGCUGAGAGGGAGCUCCAGGAGCAGCUGGACAGGGCGAUGAGGUUGGAGGAGGAGAGGAGGAAGGUGGAGCAGGAGGCGGCCCGGCUGGAGGCCGAGAGGAUGGAGGCCAUCAUCGCCAAAGAGGAGCUGGCCAGGCAAGCCGAGGACCAGAUGAAGAGCCAGGAGCAGCUGGCCACGGAGCUGGCCGAGUACAGCGCCAAGAUCUUACUCCUGGAGGAGGCCAAGCGGGCCAAGGAGGAGGAGGCCGACACGUGGCACAUCAAGGCUAAAGAGGUGGAGGAGAACCUGAUGAAGACGCAGGAGGAGCUGCGUCACGUGAUGACCAGCUCCGUUCCCGCCGCCGCGCCGGCCUCCUCCUGCUCGUCGGACAGCGAAAGCGACCACGAGCACAGCGAGGAGAACAGCACCUACAGCGCUGAGCUGCACAUGCAAGGCAUCAACGACCACCGCCAGGAGGAGGAGAGGCUCACCGAGGCCGAGAAGAACGAGCGCCUGCAGGCCAAACUCAGGGCCCUGAGCUCCGAGCUGGAGGAGUCCCGGGACGAGAACAAGAAGACCCGCGACGACCUGCAGCACGCCGAUAACGUGCGGGUCGGCCGCGACAAGUACAAGACACUGCGGCAGAUCCGCCAGGGCAACACGAAGCAGAGAAUCGACGAGUUCGAGGCCUUGUAGGAGCCUGGGGGAGGUUGUCUAAAUAUAAAUACCUCAUGAAGGGGAGGGCCUUGGUGUGAUUGCCGUGUAAGCACUCGAAUGUCUCCGCUCGGCUGCAUUUUAAAACUAACAAUGUACUGUACAAAUGAUAUUGCAACACAAUUCAAAGUGUGUAGUUUUGAGCAGCUGUUUCCCAAAAUGAAAACAAAUAUUUUAUUUUUCUUAUGAGUAAAUUUUGUGUCUAAUCAGCCUCACAAUUAAUCAAAAAAAAGAGUAUCAAUAAAAGUUAUUGUUGCCUAUUUUAUUCAUACUUUCCCAAGUCAGUGUACAGCCAUCAGUGAGUGGGAGGAUAAUCCUGUCUUGGUCUGGGGAUGUGUGAGUGCCACAAUUUUAAUUUUUAAUUUUUAAUUUUAAAAUGUUAAUUUUAAAAUUUUAAUUUUUAAUUUUAAAAUUUUAAUUUUAAAAUUUUAAUUUGUGUUUUAAAAUUAAAAUUAAAUUACAUUUUUUUACCAUUUUUUUAAACUAACAAUGUACUGUACAAAUGAUAUUGCAACACAAUUCAAAGUGUGUACUUUUGAGCAGCUGUUUCCAAAAUGAAAACAAAUAUUUUAUUUUUCUUAUGAGUAAAUUUUGUGUCUAAUCAGCCUCACAAUUCAUAAAAAAAAGAGUAUCAAUAAAAGUUAUUGUUGCCUAUUUUAUUCAUACUUUCCCAAGUCAGUGUACAGCCAUCAGUGAGUGGGAGGAUAAUCCUGUCUUGGUCUGGGGAUGUGUGAGUGCCACAAUUUUAAUUUUUAAUUUUUAAUUUUAAAAUUUUAAUUUUAAAAUUUUAAUUUGUGUUUUAAAAUUAAAUUACAUUUUUUAAACCAUUUUUUUUAAACUAACAAUGUACUGUAC